GCAUGGUCGUCGUCCUGGACCCGCUGUACGUCACCCUUUUCGUGGACGACGGCGACCCUCUCGCGACGCUCCACGUGCAGGACGCGGCCUACUUCAAGUUUGGCACCACUGAGGUGAUCGAGGCUCCGGCGACGCACGUGCACUUGCGCCACAAGAAGUACAACACCCUGAACGGCGCGUGCGUCGGGGUCCUCGACGACAUAAUGCCGAGCUGGCGGACGGCGCGCGGGCGCGGCGACCCGCACGUCGCGUGGAUGUACGUGGUCGGCGAGCUGCCGCACAGCGAGCUCUCCUCGCAAGGCGCGCGCACCGGCCUUCUCGACGGCCACCAUUCGUUCGUCUCGCCCCUCGCGGCGACGCGCCGGAUCAGCGUGCGGCGGUCGCCGGACGGCACUGGCCGCUGGGUCCCGGCGCACGUGCUGCGCCCCUUCAUCCCGGCAGGCGUGCCCGAUAAUGUUGCUGUGCAGUGCGUGCGCGAGCUGAUUGCCAAGGGCGGCCACCAUUCGGGCGCGCACCGCAAGGAAAAGAAGCGGGCGCGCGAGGAGAGGAGGCGCGACGAGGAGGGGGCGGCGCCGCCGCCGCCGCAGCA
This is a messenger RNA of Emiliania huxleyi CCMP1516, 589 nucleotides long. RefSeq lists its product as hypothetical. The transcript has a single exon. The record is from RefSeq and is a predicted model, not a curated record. NCBI's taxonomy places the organism in Eukaryota, Haptophyta, Isochrysidales, Noelaerhabdaceae. The annotation marks the transcript as partial.